Molecule: messenger RNA, 1108 nt
Organism: Phyllostomus discolor (pale spear-nosed bat)
Lineage: Eukaryota; Metazoa; Chordata; Mammalia; Chiroptera; Phyllostomidae
Product: natural cytotoxicity triggering receptor 3 ligand 1
Exons: 3
Coding region: 458-1108 (216 amino acids)
Biological process (GO): cell surface receptor signaling pathway; immune response; positive regulation of T cell proliferation
Cellular component (GO): external side of plasma membrane
Source: RefSeq, a predicted model, not a curated record
CCCCUCCUCAAACACCUCCACACCGAGGAUUGUGAAUUUCGGAGGGACGCAAACAUUUGGUCCAUAGCGCAUCCCAGACACACAUUCACGGGUUAGAAGACAACAUUGUUAAGAUGGCAGUACUCCCCACACUGAUCUACAGAUGCAGUGCGAUUCCUAUUAGAAUCUCUGCUGACUUCUUUGGAGAAAUUAAUAAACUGCUUUGAAAAUUUCCAUGAAAUUGCAAGAGACCCAGGAUAGCCAAAACAGUCUUGAACAAAAAGAACAAAGUUGGAAGAUCUUAUGUGGAUCAACGAGAGGUCAUGAACUGAGGGCCUCUGUGUGGGAGACCCCCGGCCCAGAAAAGGAAUUUGUUUCCAAGUACAUGGUAGUGUUUGAGAGUACCAGCCCUGUGUUUUUCUUCAAGGUUCUCCCAUAACUGAGUUUUCUUGUUGCCACAGAGUCCUUGAGAGUGGAGAUGGCAGGGAAGACUCAGACUGUGUUGCGGAAUCACAAUGCCAUCAUCUCCUGCAAGGUCCUUGGUUCUUCACCCCUGAACAUCAAAAAUGUGGGUGUUAUCUGGUCUCGGAAGAACCCAGUGGAUGGAACAGAUGUCACAGUGUUUGAGUUUUAUGGAGACCACCGAGAGGCGUUCCGAUCAGGAGCCAGUGUGUCUCUUCAGGGGCUGGUGAAGGGGGAUGCCUCCCUGCAGCUGCCUGAGGUCCAGCUGUCUGAAGCAGGAGAGUACCGAUGUAAGGUGGUGAAUACCCCUGACAGGGGCCAGGGGACAGUCCUUCUGAAGGUUGUAGCUUGCCCAGUCAGCAGCUUGUCUGUGGAGGAAGCCAAGCAACGUCUUCUGUGUGAGGCAAGUGGGUUCUACCCAAAGAACAUUAACAUAACGUGGUGUAAAUGGAGCCAGGAGAAUUCCCAGUGUGUGAACAUUUCUGAGAACGUCACCACUAAUGCUGCCAUUACGAAUGAAGACAACACAUUUAAUGUCACUAGCUCUUUGAAGCUGAAGCGCUCUCUGGAACACAAUGCGACCUACCAAUGUAGGGUAGAGCACGUGUUCUUGUGCACCCCCUGGAGGAGGAACAUCACCAUGCCUGACAAUGGUGGAGAGCAGUGA